AUGUACUUCUUACUGCUCUUUCUCGCUUACUCUACUCUCGUCUCGGCGACCACAUACUUCCUCACUGUCUUCGCACCAAACACCGAAGUUGACGGGGCUUUACUGAAUGCCGCCGCUCAGGGUUUUUACGCCGGCCUUUCAGGGCCCGCGACCUACUGUCCCCAGGGCGUCAAAUGCCCUGAGACGCAAACUUCCCUUGUGUACGCUGGUUUGACCGCUAUGGCUGUAGAAGUCCCCGGUGGUCAAGCCAUUUACGUCGCACCCUCAGGUCAGAUAUCAUACACACAGGCACACUCGUCAUAUGAGCCCGUAGGUUCCUUCACGGGCGGUUGGUUCAACAAGACAGUCUUAUCAGAUUGCGAUCCAACUCGCGAAGUACUCGACUUCCUGCCAGUUGAUGGCUCUAGCUCUGGUGGUGUUAAAUUAUGCCCCCAAGUAGAAGAAUACAUGGCUGGUACGGGUGCUAGCUAUCGCUUGUAUGCUGGAACCGCCAUAUUCAAUCUGACCGGUUGCAUUGAUGCCGUCGGUCUCACACUACACGGCGUCGCUGAGGACUUUGGGUGUUGGCAGUACACCUGA
Molecule: messenger RNA, 579 nt
Organism: Daldinia caldariorum
Lineage: Eukaryota; Fungi; Ascomycota; Sordariomycetes; Xylariales; Hypoxylaceae
Exons: 2
Coding region: 1-579 (192 amino acids)
Source: RefSeq, a predicted model, not a curated record